GCUGGGAGUCGCUCAGUGUUUUUUCUCCUGCUCUAUUGCUCUUCCUUGCAUUUGCUCUCUCUAUUAGUAAGGUGACAGUGGCAGGGGGAACCGAUACUAAUCUUUCUUCCUCGUUCUUAAGCUGCCUUCCUUCUUGGCAUCCACUCGCAGCAGUGAUGUAGUCCUCUCCCUCUUUCAAACUUCAGCACCUGCUCAACUCUUUGGUAACCGACCUCUAUUAAUUCUAUUGGGAUAUUUUUUGUGUCUUGCACCAGGCUGAGUUAUUUUUUUUAUUGCUCCACCUGUUUGAGAGGACCUACGAGGACCUUAUUUGAGUUUAGGAGAAGGCAUUCAAUUUCUCCAUCUGCCCUGGUGUAACUUGGAGACCAUGGCAAUGAAGGAGACCAUUCUGCCUAUCAGCGAGUUGUCUGGCCCAGCCCUGGUGACCUACCCUGAGGUGGUGGAGCUCAACGUAGGUGGCCAGGUGUAUGUCACCAAGCGCUCCACUUUGGUGAGCGUACCCGACACCACCUUGCACACCAUGUUCGGCCGGAGCCCUCUGCGAGAACUGCCAAGGGACAGCCGUGGACGCUUCUUCAUUGACCGCGACGGCUUCCUGUUCCGCUACGUCCUGGACUUCCUGCGUGACCGCCAGCUGGUGUUGCCCGACCACUUCCCGGAGCGUGAACGCCUGCAGCGAGAGGCAGAGCACUUCCAGCUUAGCGAGCUGCUGCGCCUCCUGGGGCCCCGGCCUGGUUCCAAGCUGGGCUCCAUGAAUGACGAGGGCUGCCACAGUGACAUAGAGGAGAGCUCGCAAAGCAGCGAGUACCCCAUAGGUCGUGGCUCAACAACCUCAGACAAAAGGUCAGGGUUCAUCACCAUUGGCUACAGGGGCUCAUACACCACAGUACGGGACAACCAACCCGAUGCCAAGUUCCGACGAGUGGCCAGGAUCAUGGUAUGUGGACGCAUCGCCCUGGCCAAAGAGGUUUUUGGGGAAACGUUGAACGAGAGCCGGGACCCUGACCGGCCUCCUGAGAAGUACACAUCUCGGUUUUACCUCAAGUUCACUUACCUGGAGCAGGCAUUUGACCGGCUUUCCGAAGCAGGUUUUACUAUGGUGGCGUGCAACUCUACCGGAACAGCCGCUUUUGUCAACCAGUACAGGGAUGACAAAAUCUGGAGCAGCUAUACAGAGUACAUCUUCUUCAGGCCUGCAUCGAAGACCAUCUCCCCCAAGCAGGAUUGUGAGGAGCGCAAGCGGGGCAAACUUGGCACCGACAAGGGCAGCGAGAGCGGCACGUCCCUCAACGAGCUCUCCACCUCCAGCUCUGAGACCCACUCCGAGGCCACCUCGCCCCAGGACGGUCCCAACUUGGGCGGGGGCGGCAGCGGGGGAUCGGUAGCCCCCUGUGGAGCCCUCCAGUCUGUAUCCCGUCAGCCCAGCACCCUCACUCUUGGACGGCCCUCCAACAAAGGCUCAUCGGUACAGUGGAUGAAGCUGCCAGAGAAGCGACGCAACAGCGAGCUCUUCCAGUCGCUGAUGGGGCGGGAGGGGGGCCUUAGCAGGAAGAGAAACACGGAGAGACCUAAUGUAGAGGAAGAGAUGAAGCAGUGCAUUCAGGACUUUAACAACAUCAAAAUCCCGCAGGCUUUCCCAGAGCGCAAGAGGCAGUGGCAGUCCGAACUACUCCAAAAGUAUGGUUUAUAGGGGCGAUUUUCCAUUCCCACUUCUGUGCAACAUGCGCUAGUCCGUUUCAUUUGGAUUCCCUCCAUUUGACCUGUUUGAGGUGCUAGGAUUCUUUUCUCAAUGUCUGCAAGUCAACAGUUCUCUUGAAGUAGGGCACCAUCAGAACCUGUGUUUACCUGUGUUUUUUGGAAAAUGUUUUUCCAUUUACAUUUAAAGAUGCAGUCUGGGACUAAUUGUUUUUGGGCUAUGUGGUGUAGCACGCUGUUUAUACAGUAUGGAAAAUCUACAGCUCCGGAAAAAAUUAAGAGACCACUUUUUUUUUCCU
Molecule: messenger RNA, 1994 nt
Organism: Esox lucius (northern pike)
Lineage: Eukaryota; Metazoa; Chordata; Actinopteri; Esociformes; Esocidae
Gene: kctd8
Product: potassium channel tetramerization domain containing 8
Exons: 2
Coding region: 368-1690 (440 amino acids)
Biological process (GO): protein homooligomerization; regulation of G protein-coupled receptor signaling pathway
Molecular function (GO): protein binding
Source: RefSeq, a predicted model, not a curated record